AUGAAUAAUCUUCAAUGUCUUAAUCACAAUACUUCCAAUCCACUUGAUAAUUAUAUCAUAGGUGCAUAAUUUAAACUAUAUAGAGCAGUCCAUUGGCAAGGGAACUUUUGGUAAAGUCUAUAGAGGUCUUCAUAAACCUACUCAAUAAUUUGUAGCCAUCAAGAUUCUUGAGAAGAGUAAAAUUGAACAGCCUGCAGAUUUCACAAGAAUCUAAAGAGAAAUCCAUAUUCUUCGUAAACUUCGUCAUCCAAAUAUUGUUUAACUAUAUGAAAUCCUUGAAUCAGAAACUAAAAUUUAUCUCAUCAUGGAGUUUGUCAGUGGAGGUGAACUAUUCCAACACAUAGUUAAAAAUAAACGACUCUCAGAGAAUGAAGCUGCAGCACUCUUUUCAUAAAUUAUUGAAGCCAUUGAAUAUUUGCAUUCUCUUAAAGUUGCUCAUCGAGAUCUUAAACCUGAAAAUUUACUCUUAGAAAAUAACAACUUAAAAGUAGUUGACUUUGGUUUAAGUAAUAUAUAUACAGAUCAAUUAUCAACUCCUUGUGGUUCUCCCUGUUAUGCUGCUCCAGAAAUGGUUUCAGGCAUUUCAUAUUAAGGUAUCAAGACAGAUAUUUGGGCAAGUGGUAUAAUCCUAUAUGCUAUGCUUUGUGGAUAUGUACCUUUUGAAGAUUAAAACACAAGAAAACUUUAUGAGAAGAUCAAACAUUCUGAUUUUCAAAAACCUUCUCAUCUGAGUAUUUAAGUAAUAGACUUAUUAUAAGGAUUAUUGAAUAAGAACCCUUUAAAUAGAUUUACAAUUGCCAAAAUUAAGAUGCAUCCUUUUGUAAGGUAAUUAUAUAUAUAUUUUAUUAGUAAAUACUCUUAUUCUAUUUAAAUUCAUCGCACUUUGGCAAUCAAUUAAAACAUAAUUAAAUAAUUACAAGCAAUUGGAAUUGAUAGUGAAAAAUGUAAAGAAAUGAUCAUUAAUAAUAAACAUAAUCCAAUCACUACUACUUAUCAUCUUUUAAAUAAAUUACAAUAACCAAAUAAACAAACUUAGAGAGUUAGAACUCAUCAAAGUAUAAAAUCAGUUGUAGAUAAACCAAUAAAUUCAAUAGAACGUAAACCUAAUUUAAGCAUUUAUCAUAAUAAAACAAAAUCAUAUGAAAAUAAUUAUACUACUGCUAUGAUUAUGAAAAAAGAAUAUGAUAAUCGCAUUUCAGAAAGACCUAAAUCUACUGAAAGAAGAGUUUGUACUGAAAAUGAUAGAUGGGAACGUAUUAAAACUUAAUAUGAAACAAAAGAAAAUUCUUCAAGAAAAACUCAUAUGUCAAAACCAAGUAAAUAACCUGUUAUGUAUGCAGAAUAUAAAUUAAAAACAGCAAGAAUUAUGUGAUUAAAAUAUAUAUAUUAUAAAUGAAGAAUUAAAUUUCUAGUUUUAUUCUCAAGACAUACAACAUUUUAGAAGUAUCUCAGAUCACAUAUUUAGAAUAAUAUGUAUGAAGAUAUAGUUAGUUGGAAUCAAGAUGGACUAUCUUUUACUGUCAAGAAUAUAAGUCAAUUCUCAUCGAUUGUUCUACCCAUCCACUUCAAGCAUUAAAAUUUCUCUUCUUUUAUUAGAUAAGUAGUUCUUAUUAUUAUAUUUAGUUAAACAUGUAUGAUUUUCAUAAAUCUAGAGGAGGAAGUGUCAAUGAAUUUAAAAAUGAAUAUUUCUAAAAAGGAAGAAAGUAUUAAUCUAAUUAAUUAGGGAUCUACUUAAUUAAAUUAAACGAAAAUAACAUAAUGAACUUAUACCUAUAAAUUAGUCUGUCUAACAUGAUUCUUCAGAUUAACUCAAUUAAGUAACAACUAUAAAUUUAUUAAUAAAUUAUAGCUCUCCUAAAAAUGUGAUUACUUACAUAAUCUUUGCUCUUCACUUCUGAAAAGAAACUAUAAAGUUAUGAAAGAUAACAAAAUUCUCUAAAAGGUUCUAAUAAGUCAUAAUAAACUCUAACUUUAAGAUGAAUUAAAUCAACCAGAUUAAUUGUGUAUAACAAAUGAAGAACUUACAAAUAAUAUUGAAUGA
Messenger RNA from Paramecium pentaurelia, 2041 nucleotides. Lineage: Eukaryota; Ciliophora; Oligohymenophorea; Peniculida; Parameciidae. The record is from the annotation of a GenBank genome assembly.